AUGGAAUUCAGUCAUUUGUUGGCUGAAUUGAAAAAUGCAUCAGAAGAAUAUGGAAAAGAUGCAUCACAGAAUUGGUCAGAAACAUCACAAUUUUGCCAAACCGUGUGCAAGGUUGCAGAUAAUCUAGAAAAGCACAUCAAGAAAUAUGAAAACCAAAUUAUAGGAUUAUGGGUGAUAUACGGCUAUGUGACAGAACUGUACCCGAAGCUAGAGAGGGGACAGUCUACCUUCACAUUAUGUCAAAAACUAUUCAAUGUCAGUGCUCAGAUUGUCCUGGAUGUGCAGUUCGGACAACUAGACGAAGAUCAGCCUUACAAAAACAAUUUCCGAAACACCCUGACAGCUUUCCACCAGGUUGUGUCGGAGAGGGAAGGGUCCAGUCGAUUCAGUGUGAUACUAUCGUUAAUGGAGACCCAUUGGAGUCACCCUGUCCUGGGUCAGGUCAUGUCAAAUGAUGAAGAUGAUGAAGAAGGCUCAGGACUGGAAUACAUUACAAGUGAAGAUCCAGAUAUAUUAAGAUUGCGAGUAGAAAUGAUGUUGCAACAGAACUGUGAAGAGUUCGCUCUCAAUCUAUGUACCUGGUGUUUGAAGCAUCCAGCGUUAAAAUCUGACCUGGAUAUUCGACAGAUCCAGUUAACACUGAUGAACAAACUACAUGAUUUGGAUAGACUACAGGAAGAGGCUGAAACCAUAUCUCUGAAAGAGUGUGUAGCUCUUGUUCAAAGAUUUAUGGAACUUCCAAAAAACCAGAAAGUUUGUACAGUUUUGACGCAGACAUUUCUCGUUCAGAAUUGGAUUAAAGAAGGGGAUGAUGAGGAAACAAUAGAGUUAUUCAAGCUAUGGAUCAAACAUCAGUAUAUGGUAGAUGAGGAAGAGGAUAAGUUCAUCAGUAAUUUGUGGGCAAUAGCUAAAUUAUCUCGGACCACAGAACAGAUUGUACUUAUUAUAGACCUCAUUAGAGAAAAGUGUGGGGAUUCCCUACUACAGUUUUAUACGGAUAUGUGUAUAUAUGCUAUUAACAUUGACAAAAGUGUGUUGGAAAAAAGUAUGCAAAAUGGUGAAAUGUCAGAAAUACAAACUCAUCAGCAAGAUAUGUCGUUGACGUGUUGCAAAUUAGCCGAUAUAUUUCGUUACAAUAAAUUAAAAACGGCAAGAUACAGCAUAGUGACUGCGUUUUCGUUAAAUCCGUCGUAUUCCAGUUUAACGAAAGUGGAAUCGUUCUAUAAAUCAGAUAAUCCAGCUUUAUUGGUCGAUACUGGACAACAUAUAGUGGCCAAAUGUUGUGGUAAUUGUACAUAUAAUCGUGGUGUAUGUACUCAAAAAAAUAAGGACGAAAAAGACAAAAUCAAUCCUGCGACUGUCUAUGAGGUCGAAAGACUAUUGAAUAUGUUGAGGCCCUAUCAUUUAAAACCAGAACUAUCAUGGAAAGAGUUAGGGCCUGCUUGUACGAAAUAUCUUCAAGAAAGGGAGAGAAUUCUCGCUCUAAUGGCCGAGGCGGAGGCCAAAAAGAAAGCACAACCUAAUCAGUUAAGCCAUCAACAAUUGGCAGCGAGUUUACGUGAAAAACUUUUUGUGGCUGCAGCAGCACCAGUCGAACCCAAACCUUCCCCUAAGCCAGUGCCUGUCCCAGUUGCGACAGUGGAAGCAUCAACAGAAACCAAAUCUUAUGCAAGCAAUCUUCAGCAAGUUGUAGAAAAUCUUCAGAAAAGACUUGGAAAAGCUCCAGCUAGUGCUCAUGGAAAAGUUCGUCCCAGAACUGGACAAAGCAUAAAUUUAGCGAAAAAUUCUGGAAAUAUUGUGAAUAGUUAUUCUAUGAACAGUGCAAAUCAGUUGCCUACAGCAAGCCAGAUACUCGCCCAAAAGAAAUCAGAUGCUGAAUCGAUUCGUCAAAGGACUACUCAGCAAAUUGCUGCAACAAUUCAACAGACUUUUUUAAGGCAACAUGAGCCGGAGAAACCAAAUUUCAUGGUGCGUGUGCAUAAUACAAAUCCAAACCAGGUGCCUACGAAUACAUCCAUAAGACAAACUUUCAUUAAUCCUCCGAAUCAGCCACCUCAAAGGUUUCUGUCCAGACCCCAAGAAAUCACUAAACAGUACUUAAUUCAGCUCCAGCAACGACAGCAAGCAUCUAAAGUUCGGAUGGUGAAACCUCAACAAGUCCAGUCUCCCCAUGUGCAACAAACUUUGAAAAGUCCACAGCAAAUUAUUCACAGCACGGUGGACUCUCUAAAGCAGUUUUCUAACCCGAGUCCUCAAAAAAUCGUUCAUCAGAAAAUCUCCCCCAGUGGACAUACAUAUUCAACAAUUCAGGUGAAGAAAGGGCAAAUGGUCCACGGUUAUCAGCAGUUACAAAAUCCAGUAUCCCAAAGAACAAAUCAAGGGAUUGUAUCAGUAGGAUAUCAAAACACCAGACCACAAUUAAUGAAGCAAACUGUCCAGCCUUCGAGCCAGUUUCAGCAGCGAGUACAAACAACCCAGAUUCGCUCUCAGAAUCCACAGCAACUUAUCUCCUCAGUGUCGACUGUUCAAUCCAUGAAAACAGCCCAAACUGUUGUUAAUAGAAUCACAAUUCCUUCAGCUCAGUAUACACAGGGACAGAAGCAACCAACAUCUCAAGAAGUAAUCCAACAGGCCAAAAAUCAGCUGUACACCCUCUCUCAGAAAAAAAAUCCAUCACAUCCUUUGAUGAGAGUUAAUCAACCACCUGAUGCUCAGAGAAUGCCCACCACGAAUACAUCAACUCAGUUUAUUGAUCCAGGUUCCAAUGUCUAUUCAACCUCACAAGGAGUUCUGCAGAUGCCAUCAGCAGUCAUAACUACAGCGCAAUUUCAACAAGCACAGCAGUUGUUGCAGACACAGUCUUUGAAUCAAGGUGACGUAAAACCCACAAAGGUGCGUGGAUUACCAAUAUCAAGCUCUUCAGCUCAUCAAGCUACUUUGGCUCUGGCUGAUAAAAGUAAAAUAAUCAAGAAAAGACCAGUAACAGCUUCUCAAAAUCAGCUGCUGGCCAAGGCAGAAGCUCAAGGUUACGCCUCUGGGAAAGCGGUAGUGAAGAUCCUUCAAUCACAAGGAUUGAAUAUGAACAGUCCAACUAGUCCAGGAUCAUCUCAAGUAAUACAAGCUGCACCAAAGCUUCAUCCAGCCCCAGGGAACACUCAGCAGCUGAUCAAUGUGAGUCCUCAGCCGUUUGGUUCUCGAAUUGUCACCCUUAAUCAGCCCCAACAGAUGAUACAGAAAACUGUCAUACAGUCCCCUACUGCUCUGCCUACAACAUCCAUCCAGCAUGUAGUCUCCAAUCAGCCAGUAUACCAACAGCAUGUUUUGUCAGCUCCAUUGAACCCUGUCCAAACAGAUUUGAACACUCUUCUUACGGUGGCUUCGGCAAACACUAGAACAAAUUCUUCCCAACCCAUUGCAGUAAUGCCGACGACCAUGAAUGUAUACAGAACAAUGCAACAAAAUGUUUUAAAUCCCACAGUUCUUUCAGUCCAGUCUGACUUGAGCUCCAUAACGCCAACCAUUCCUCAGUUGGACUCUCAGCAGUUUCGUCAGCUACAGAAUCAAGUCACAGCCAGUCAGGCCCAGCAUACCAUUCCAACUCCAAACCUCUCAGCUAAACAGCUGCAAGAAGAACUGAACAAAAUCAAUCGGCAUUCUCAACAAAAUGUGUCCUCCAAUCCAGACAUGACCAUAACUGUAAAGCCUUCCCAACAUGUAGUAUCAUCAAAUCUUCAGAAGCUUCAACCAAAUCUGCUGAGACCAAAGAUUCCCUCACAGAGUGUUGCAUUUGUCCCUAAGGUGGCUCCCAGACCUGCCAGCAGUAUUGCUUAUUCACCAAAUCAGCAAGUUAUCACACAAAAAAGUUCCCCUUUAAGCAGCUCAGCUCCUCAACUUCAUAGAAUGUUAGUUCAGCAAGAGUCUUCUCAAAUUUCAAAGCCAGUCACAGUCUCAUCAGGGUUAGGAAACCAGAGUUUGUCAGUUUAUGGUAAUACAAUCCCAAAAUCUGGAAAUGUAGUAGUUACAUCAAGCCAGCAAUUUGUUCCUGGAGUGGUGAAAACAGAAGUAGUCCAACAAGAGGGAAAUGAAGUGGAACCCCCACCACCAGAGCAACAGUCAACAGUAGAAAGCGUCAACUCUGACAAAUAUGCUGAAGAGCAAAAAAACAUUUUUGUAAAGAGUCUCUUGAACGCCAGUGAUGAAAUUUUAGAAACACUAUCAGCUUUACCUGACCCCUCUUUAAUCACCGAUUUAUUCAAGAAUGCAAAUCCUGGGGAUGAACUACAUAUUGCUCUGUCCGACAAUAUUGAAGAUUUGGGAAUAGAUGAUAUGUCUUCCUUGAUCAUUCCAGAAACGAAUGCAGAGUCCACAGCUGUCCAACAAGGUGACAACAAUGUUGCUGAACAUGUUCAGCAAACAAAUGCUGAAGAAUAUGUACCAGUGGAGUUGGAUCCUGCCGCCCAAAGUCUACGAGAUGUCCAAGGAAUACACAUUCCAGAUUACAAUGAACAAUAUCAAGUGAAUUCUGACAGUUCAUCCCAGCAAAACAUGCAGUUCACCAUGUUGAAUCCAUCUUCUCAUCAAAUUAACGAAGCGUAUGGAGUUAAAGCUGAAAGCAAUGAAGGAGAUCCCAACAAUAUGCCUGGAAAAGCGUCCAUGAUGUCCAAAAAAUGUGGUUCGGUGUUUAAAUGCAUUAUUUGUAGUUCUGUCUUUUCGACGUUAGAAUCCUUGCAAUUCCACGUCCAACGAGUUUGCAAGCCAGAUGAUUCACCCACCAAUAUCCAUGAUACCUUAAAGUUACCAGACAGCAAAUCUGGGGGAAUCAAUGCCAAGACAAUUUACCAAUGUGUCAAAUGUAGCAGCAUCUGCAUUUCAGAGAAGGAAAUGCAGCUUCACACAAAAAACUGCCCAAAGGAUAAUUCUCACUUGUUUGGGGUGAAAAAAUCAGAGCACACGUCAGUCCUUCCUUCAGCUAACAAAGAAUACCAAAGUGUCAAGAGAUUGGUAGAAAAGCAGCAAAUGGAAAUCCAAAGAGAAAAAGAGAUGAUCAAGGCAAAGAAAGAAAAAGAGCAGCAGCUUAAGAAGAUCCAAGCACAAAAAGUUCUGCAGAAACAGAAAGAAUUAAAAUUGAAAAGAGAAGCAGCGAAGUUAGCCAAAGCCCCACCACCACCAAGAUUUAAAGAAAUGACGAGUUCCUCUGGGAAAACCUUUUAUAAAUGUGAUCUUUGUGGCCAGACAUUCUGCUCUCCGGAAGGUGUACAUGAUCAUUGGUUGCCAUGUUUGAAGAAGAAUCCCAUCACUAAACGAAUUAGACGACCAAACGUAGAAAAACAAAAACUUUUGGAGAAUCCAGAAAAGUUUACAAAAAUGAUGUCCACAAUUUUUGAUUCUGUGCAUUUUGCAGUGAAACAUUUAAAGAUCCAUACCAUUAUCAAGAGUUGGAAAGGCCACUUCUUCAAGUGCCACCUCUGCAACGUCAAGUUCAACGUUUACACCAAAUAUGUCUUCCAUCUGAAAGAUCAUGAAACUGAAAUUUUAAUGAAAAUUUCUAAAAUGUUGGGAAAAGAUGGAUCCAGUAAAACUGGUGCAGUACGUCCACAGACAACAGAUAUGAAACUCAGCCUAAUGGCAGCCAGGAAAUCAGUAAAGAAGCACCUGUCACCUCUUAAAAAACCAACACCAAUUAAUCAUAGUCGAAAACUUGGCAGACCAGCCAGUAAAGAGAAGACUGUGGGACUUAAAAAGCACAGAAAAGACAAUAAAUCAGACUCUGAUCAGCGCUCACAGAGGCGGAAUGUACGUGCUGCGCAUACGCAAGCUCUUAGCAAGAUUAAAAACAAUGCUAAUGGUUUUGACAUUCUGAACACUCUUCCCCAUUUCAAUGUUGAUGUGUCUUCAAGUGGACAUUCCAGAAGUUGCAGCCCAGAACCAAUGACAACCAGAAGACAGACCAGAUCCAGAAGGACUACCUUGAUUCGUAAGCCAACCAGAGAAACCGAUGAGGAAUCAUCUCAACCUGAUAUGUCAGAAAAAGAAAUGGAUUUAUCAGACAAGGAAACAGAAAAUAGUCAAGAGAGCAUGGGAAGCCGUGACACAGAAGUGAAGUUGUCUGAUUUAGAAGCUGAAGAAGAAGCUACCUCGGAGACCAAUGACAGUCAGGAUAAAGACACAACAGACCAAGAUUCGGUUUAUAAACCCUCCACCAGUGAUGAUUCACAAACAUCAGAUCACAGUUCCAAUUUGGAAGCCAAAGGCCAAUCUUUCUUGUCCUCCUUCAUGGACUUCAUCGGAGAAGAAACGAAGGAGGAAGAAGUCACGAAUGAAAAUGUACAGACUUCAUCAAGUUGUUCCAGUUUAUUGGGAUACAGAGCCGAUCCAACCCUACAUCGGCAUCUAUACAAAAAUAUUGGGAAGUAUAAAGGAACUGUUAUCCAAGAACCAAAGAAAAUUCAGCGAGGUAGGAGAUCAGUUGCUGCUCUUGAUACUGAAGCUUCAAAGGAGAAACCAAAAGGAAGAUCCAGACGAUUGUCCGACAGUGAUCUACUGACAAAGCACAAACAUCUGUUGAGCAGUUCACAAUUGAGAAUAGUCCUUCAGAAGCUCCCAGAACACUUGACUGAUCAGACGCCAGGCAAAGUUGAAAGUGGACGUACAUCCACCAGUGACGAUACUAUUAUAGAGCGAGGGUUGUCUGAAGAACGUAGACUUGAUUCUCCAGCUGUGAAUUCUCCAUCUGAAGAACGUAGAUUUGAUUCUCCAGUCGUAAAUUCACCAUUUGAAGAACAUACAUUUGAUUCUCCAUCUGUUAAUUCACCAGCGAUAUCAGAAGUUUCAUCAAGAGCCAGAUCAGAAGAGGUAGAAGUUAUAAUGAUGGCAGACACUUCUCCUUCGCAAGUCAUUUCAUGCUUGCUGGGAUCAAAUACUGGAUCGCCUCCCUUGGCAGUUGUUGGUAAUGGCAAUAUUAUGAAAGCCCAAAAGUCAAGCGAAAUAGUUAAAUUGGAUAAUGAAGAGGAUGACAUCAUUUUGAUCGAAAAGAAUUCAGAUGACGAGGAAGAGGUUGAAGAUGCUGAUGACAAUACUGGAGGUGGAGAUCCUGUAACAGUUGGAGCUUCAUUAACCACGUGUAUGGUGGUCAAAGCAGAUACUCCAACAGAAGGAGUAAAGACAUCUUCACCUGAUUUGAUAAUUAUCGAAAACAGAAGCCAACCAGUUAAUGUUUAUCCAAACACUGCCAAAAAUGAAGUGAUGCCAGAGACCAAAGUGGAAAUUAGUCAAAAUAAUGCCACUGAAAUACAUGUAGUGAAGGGUGCUAAAAUAUCUUUAUUAGCAGAUUCAGAGAAGCUUCCAAUAUCUGAGGACAAAAGCGGAUCAUCCAAUAGUCAGACUGCUGAUUCCAAAAUUGACAGCCAAGCCAAUCUCAUUGACAGUAGCACAAGUAAAGAGCCGUCAAAUACAGAACCAUUAACCACCAUUUUCGAUUCAUCUAAAACACCAUCCUCAAACUCAAAGUCAUCGGUUUUAAGGAUGGAGUCAAAACCAGAGUCACCCAUACCAGCAAUCACUUCCUCGGAAUCACAAGAUCUUGUGCCCAUGAAUCCAUCCUCACUUCCUCAACCAGAAUCUCCAAUACCUGCUAUUAAUUUACCAGGUUCCACAGAAUUAGAAAAUACCGAGAACCAAUCAGACUCACCUAUUCCUGCCAUAGAUUCCAAAACACCAACAGUGAUGUCUACUAAUCCAAAGUCUGAAGAACAACUACCUCAACAGUUAGUUCCGCCAGAGGAAAUUCCUGAAAUGAAGUCUAAGACAGAGACACAGGUUCCAAUGAUGGAGUCGAAAUCAGAACCGACAACCCAAAAGAUUCAACUGGAUUCUGCCAGUCCUGCAGUUACCCCAAAUACAGAGUCUCCAAUUCCAGGUGUUGAAUUAAGCUCUGAGUCACUUACCAUUGAUGCUGAUUCCAAAUUGGAGUUUCAAGAUGGAGUCAAGGCUACUAUUGAAUCACCAAUACCUGCUGACAAUUCCAAAUUAAAGACGUUAGCUUCUAAUGAUAAAGCUUAUUCUAAGUCACCAAGUACUUCAGCCAGCACUGAGCGGUCCAUUCCAGCUGUUGAAUCAGUAUCUGAUUUAGAAGUUCCAGCAGCUGAUGUAUCAUUAGAUGCAGCUCCAUCACAUCCACAGAGUUCCAAAUCAGAAUCUCCCAUUCCUGCAUUGAGCUUAGACUCAAAAUCGUCAGUUGUCGAGAUCCAAUCCAAAACAGAAACCGCUUCAUCAUCAUCAGAACCAUCACCAGAUUCUCCCAUUCCUGGAGUAUUCUUAUCAGAUGCCACACAGACCUCCAUCAGCCCAGCUGCUGAUGAUUUAGGACCAGCAUCAGUAACCACUGAAGAAAAGUUGAACAAGCUUUCAAGCAAAUUAUUUGAAGCAUUGACCAAAGAUCUUCCUCAAUAUAUAGAUAUGAAAAUCAUCCACAACUCAAAUGAUGGAGAGUCAGCCAGAUGCAUCCAAUAG
Molecule: messenger RNA, 8508 nt
Organism: Lottia gigantea (owl limpet)
Lineage: Eukaryota; Metazoa; Mollusca; Gastropoda; Lottiidae
Exons: 8
Coding region: 1-8508 (2835 amino acids)
Biological process (GO): regulation of transcription by RNA polymerase II
Cellular component (GO): nucleus
Molecular function (GO): DNA binding; DNA-binding transcription factor activity, RNA polymerase II-specific
Source: RefSeq, a predicted model, not a curated record